Effrenium voratum is the source of this 700-nucleotide messenger RNA. The record is from the annotation of a GenBank genome assembly. NCBI's taxonomy places the organism in Eukaryota, Dinophyceae, Suessiales, Symbiodiniaceae.
AAGUCCCUUAAGCCAUCACCGCCCUCGAGUCAUUCGAAUGCGGGCGUCAUGGGUGCGUCAGUGUCUGAUUGCUCCGAGUGCCGCGAGCCGCAGCUGUACUACUUGCCCCAGCGGAACGAGCCGGAUCACGAGUUUAUGGUACUGGCCUGCGACCGGGAACGGCGGCAGCCCUACUUCGAGGUUCGGAAGGAGAAGGUAGCUGAGGCCUGGCCACAGCUCGUGCGGCCAGUGCAAGUCCUGGAAAGGAAAAAAAAGGAGGAGCCGUUGUCAAAGCGAAGCAUCCGGGUGCACAUCUGAGCAGUGUGUCAUUGCUUUGCAAAUCACAGCGUGCCAGGCGGAAUGCAUGGUCUCUUUGGGCAGUUGAGUUGGGGUGUGAAUGUGCUCACUAGAUUGGUAGCUUUCACAGGCCAGUUGUUAUGUUCAUGACUUUAUGGAACGUAUAGCACUUCGAUCCUGUACUCAGAUCGAACCCCGUCGGUCCUCGUUGGCAGCCUUAAAGGCUGGGGCCAAAAGGCGAAGGCCCGGUGAUGGCCGUGAUCUGUGGGCUUGCGACAGACUGCGAACAGCUGACCGCGAAAGUAUGCCAGAAUCGGGUGUGCCCAGAUGUGCACGUGCGAUCUUGUCAGCGUGCUGCUUGGGUAAUGACGGACUUCUCGGGUGUUGAAUAAGCUUCGAAUGACAAAUUCGAUGGACGUUUGAG